Acanthoscelides obtectus is the source of this 403-nucleotide messenger RNA. Lineage: Eukaryota; Metazoa; Arthropoda; Insecta; Coleoptera; Chrysomelidae. The record is from the annotation of a GenBank genome assembly.
UGCGAUCAUAGUAACUGUAAAACGGAUCAGCAAAAUCUAGUUAUACCUUUGAACCCGAUGGUCCUAUAUAAAUUCAAUUUAUAUUCAGGGUAGUGCCCAGAUGGCUCAUAUUUCGUCCGAAAGAUCUUCAGUACACAGGCUUUUAGAAGCUACCAAAUGCAAUUUUGCCGAUGUCGGCAUUGUAUUUUCUCAAACCACAGUUGACCUAGAAAAUGCAAGAAACAAUUCAUACAGAAAAAUGCAUUCUAAAAUUAGGUCAGCGUCACCGCUUUGCCGCUUCGCAGUCUCGCCCCCGGCAUGCUCAACGUCUUUCUCCCCCUACCAUCCGCCACCAGCAUCGCAACCCUCUCUGAGCCACCCCCAACGGCCGGCAGCUAUGAUGUUGGCGUCCACGGCAAGGUGA